Fukomys damarensis (Damara mole-rat) is the source of this 1372-nucleotide messenger RNA. It is a transcript of the gene Snapc2, whose product is annotated as small nuclear RNA activating complex polypeptide 2. Gene Ontology annotation, cellular component: nuclear body. NCBI's taxonomy places the organism in Eukaryota, Metazoa, Chordata, Mammalia, Rodentia, Bathyergidae. The coding region runs from base 1 to 984 and encodes 327 amino acids. The record is from RefSeq and is a predicted model, not a curated record. Gene Ontology annotation, biological process: snRNA transcription. Gene Ontology annotation, molecular function: RNA polymerase II general transcription initiation factor activity. The transcript has 7 exons.
AUGAUGCACGCCUUGCGGGAUCGUGAUUGGGCGAGCCUGAGGGGUGGGGCCGCAUCUGGGCGGGGAGAGCAAGGAUUCGGGCGAGGCAAACUGGGCGUGAGCGAGGCGGGAGAUCCUUGCUGCACGUGCUCUGGGCAGAUCCACGACUUCCUCCAGCACCUUAAAGGCCGAGUGGCCCGCGAGGCCAUUCAGAGGGUGCUUCCAGCUGGCGCUCCGGGCCCAAGGCGGCGACGGCCACAGAUCCUGGCCCCCAUAGAGGUGUGGACGGAUCUAGCUGAGAAGAUAACAGGCCCGCUCGAGGAAGCCCUGACAGCAGCUUUCUCCCAGGUUCUCACCAUUGCAGCCACAGAACCCCUCAGUCUCCUGCACUCCGUGCCCCCCAAGCCUACGGGAGCCCGUGGAAAGCCACUGCUCCUCAGCGGCGCCAGAGGGCAGGAGGAUCGCGGCCCUGUUGCCUCUGGCCCUGCCCGCCCCGACCCAGCGACCCCUGGCCCCGCCUCUGUGCCCGUUGGCCCCGGCCCUGAUGCCCCCAGCUCUGCCGCUGAAGCGCCUGCCGAGUCUCUGGCCGGCCCCUCCCCUGAAGCAGACCUCACAGUGGACUUCGAGAAGAUCUACAAGUACCUGUCUUUCUCCUCCCGGAGUGGCCACGGCCCAGAGCUCUCAGCAGCUGAGUCAGCUGUGGUCCUUGACCUGCUCCUGUCGCUCCCUAAGGAGCUUCCUCACCUGCCCUGCGCAGCCCUGGCUGAGCACAUGACCAAAACCUAUGUCCACCUCACGGCCCCAGAGCCCAGCCCCUCGGGUGUGAGCCCCGGGCCCAGAGCUGACGAUGAGGGGACUGGUUCCAGGGUGCUGGAGGAGCCUGGCCAGGUCCCCCCUGGAGCCCCAGAGCUGAGAUCAGCCUGGCGAGCAGCCGGCAUCUGCCCUCUGAACCCAUUUCUGGUGCCCCUGGAGCUCCUGGGCCGGGAGGCCUCCCUGGCAAGGUGAGGGCACAGCAGCCAGCAGAUACACGGGCCUCUCAGCCUGGAUCAGUCCACUGGACUGUCCUGAAGGUCCCUGACCCAACUCAGUCACAGCGGAGAAUCGAAGCUGCGUACACGGGGGUUAGCACAUGGAAUCCCAGGACCGUGCACUACAAGCAGGCUGGCUCCCCUAGCCCCACUGUGAGUCUCUGCCUUUGGGGAUGGGGCAGGGCUGGCCCCACCACAUCCCCACCGCUCUCCCUGCCUUCCCCUGCCUAGGCUUCCCUUAUUUUCCUCCUCCACCACUUCCUGUACCCCCAGGCCCAGUAUCCCCCACCCCCUGCAGCUGAUGGCGACACCCCACUCCUCAUCCCUCACCCAGGGUCCUGUGUCCUGGAAUAAAGUGCUUGUCU